Molecule: messenger RNA, 417 nt
Organism: Coccidioides immitis RS
Lineage: Eukaryota; Fungi; Ascomycota; Eurotiomycetes; Onygenales; Onygenaceae
Exons: 3
Coding region: 1-417 (138 amino acids)
Source: RefSeq, a predicted model, not a curated record
AUGGCUGUGCCUAGUCUGAAUUAUCUCCCUGCUGCUUUCCAUGCAGCCAUACUAUGGCUAGCAGAGGAUGCCUUUUUGCCAGAUAGUGGAUAUCCUUAUACCUCACCUUCUUAUAAUAAGGGAGAAUCACUAGCAAGAAUGUGCUACAAGAACAGAACUAGCUUAUACAAGAAAGUUGGGAGGAUGAAGGCAACAUACAAGUCACAUGUCUUUCCAAGAUUAGGACAAGCACUUCAGCUCAUUGCCAAGAGGAAAUCACUUUCUCAGACCACUGGGAAUAUUCUACUGCACCAAGACAUUCUAGAAAAAACCAUAAUAAUAACCAAUCCAGAAAAUGCGGAUGGCAAUUCCAGCAUGCUGAUUGGUCUCAACCUUGCUAAAGAGAUCAUGCAGCGGGCGAAAAUUCAUGGCAAUUGA